AUGGGUGCCGCAUAUAAAAUAUUUGGCAGAACUGUUCAACCUCAUGUAUUGGCCAUAUCUACAUUCGUUGCUACGGCUGCUGUGACAUCUUACUUUACAAUGAAGCCAAAGAGUAAAGAUGAAACCAAGGAAGUCCCUCACCUGAACCAACAGAAUGGUGAGAAACCGUCAACAGCGAAUGCUGAUGGGAAAGAUGAUGAUGUUAUGAAAAGUAUUGAAGGAUUUUUGAAUGACCUGGAGAAGGAUACAAAACAGGAUAAAAAAGUCAACUGA
This is a messenger RNA of Saccharomyces eubayanus, 273 nucleotides long. RefSeq names its product Mco10p (gene MCO10). The transcript has a single exon. The record is from RefSeq and is a predicted model, not a curated record. Gene Ontology annotation, biological process: proton motive force-driven ATP synthesis. NCBI's taxonomy places the organism in Eukaryota, Fungi, Ascomycota, Saccharomycetes, Saccharomycetales, Saccharomycetaceae. The coding region runs from base 1 to 273 and encodes 90 amino acids.